UUUUGAUUUGUUCUCUUUUUGCUUUUAACCUUUUAUCUGCCGACAAAAAACCAAGGCCCGUAUUAAUAAAGGGUACCCUCAGACAAAGCUUGAGUUCUCUUCUAACUUGGAACACCAAUUUUGGCUCUCUCUAUUUCCUCUCUUUCGCUCCCUCUCUCAUUGCUUCAAAAUUACACACUCUUGAGUCUUACCCUCAUCAACAUGAAUAUGUGCCAAAAUGUAUCAGUUACCACUGAACGCCACCAAGAUCAGGUCUUUGCCCCUUCUUGCUCAAGCAGCCUUGAUGACCUCUUCUCUGCACAGAACACGGAGGUGGAUGUUGAGUUGGAGUGGCUUUCAGAGUUUGUUGAGGACUGUUUUUCAAGCCCCCCAAGCUUUGUGUUGGGAGGUGGUGGGACUAAGAGUACAAGCAUAAGCAUAAGCACAAGCAGCAGCAACCCUUGUUGUUCAGGCACAUUGAAGAGACCCCAACAACAGAAUGAGUCUCCUUUGCAAAGUUUUUCUGUGCCUGGGAAGGCCAGAAGCAAAAGGAAAAGGCUUUCAGCCCCAAGAAGGAAGGACCCUUUGAGCAUAUGGUCACAGCAUUUGAACCCCCAGAAUGAAGCCUUGAGUUGUGACCCUCCUCUCCUGAAACAGGCUUAUUGGUUGGCUGACAGUGAACUCAUGAUGCCUAAGCCAAAGGAGGAGAAAGAAGUGAGUGAAGUGGUGGAGAAGAGCAAGGAAAGUUUUGGGGAGUGUGAGGUUGAAGGUAGUAGCAGUGGUGAACAAGCAGCAGCAAUGGCUAGGAGAUGCAGCCAUUGCCUGGCUCAGAGGACCCCACAGUGGAGGGCAGGACCAUUAGGUCCUAAGACACUUUGCAAUGCAUGUGGAGUUAGGUACAAGUCUGGUAGGUUGCUACCAGAGUAUAGACCAGCCAAGAGUCCUACUUUUGUUAGCUACUUGCACUCCAAUUCCCACAAGAAAGUCAUGGAGAUGAGGAUGACUCAACACCACUAGCCCUUUAUUUUUAUGUAAAAAUCAAACUUCAAAUGUUAGGAACAAACUAUUUCCAAACACUGUUAUCAUUUAUCAUAUCUCAUCAUACCUUUCAAUCUUCUUAACAA
Molecule: messenger RNA, 1103 nt
Organism: Vigna unguiculata (cowpea)
Lineage: Eukaryota; Viridiplantae; Streptophyta; Magnoliopsida; Fabales; Fabaceae
Product: GATA transcription factor 9-like
Biological process (GO): cell differentiation; regulation of DNA-templated transcription
Cellular component (GO): nucleus
Molecular function (GO): sequence-specific DNA binding; zinc ion binding
Source: RefSeq, a predicted model, not a curated record